Molecule: messenger RNA, 675 nt
Organism: Xenia sp. Carnegie-2017
Lineage: Eukaryota; Metazoa; Cnidaria; Anthozoa; Malacalcyonacea; Xeniidae
Product: E3 ubiquitin-protein ligase DZIP3-like
Exons: 1
Coding region: 1-675 (224 amino acids)
Source: RefSeq, a predicted model, not a curated record
AUGGCUUCACACUCUGACGUUUUAAAAAUGGAGGCCAAUGGAUCUCGUUUGAGCAAGCUUAUAAUAAAUAAAGGAACACAGGCCUUGAGAGAAACAUUGCAAUCUCUUAUAAAACCAUUAAAUUUAGCUGCUAAACUUCAUGAUCCUUCUACAAUGAAGAUAUUGAUAUCACUAAAACGCAAAGUCAUCUCUGAAGAGAAUUGGGAUCGUCUUUACCCAGCAGUUGGUUCUCCGGACGUUGAAAAUUUUUCUAUCCCAUUAUUGGUUAUCUUAUUACGAAACAUAUGUGGUCUGAAUCCACCAGCUACUGGAUGGUAUGGUCUUCCUCCCCAUUCGGAUUCUUCAAUCUCGUCAAAUAUUGCAAGAAUAAGGUUUUUCAGAAACAAAGUGAUUGGUCACAUAGCUACAACUAGUCUUAAUGACAGCAAGUUUGAAUAUUUGUGGAAAGAAAUAUCAAAAGCAUUGGUUGGUCUGGGUAUUCAACAAGCUGAAAUCGAUGAAUUAAAGUAUGGUCCACUCAGUCCUCAUGAGGCCUAUUACAGAGAAAUGUUGAAAGACUUGCAAACAACACCUGAAAUGGAUGUGCCAGGUAAAGUUUUUUCUUAUAUUGAUAUGCCUAAUGAUUUCUUGCAUGUAAAAAUUUUAGAAUUUGACAAACCUUUCAGGAAAACGUAA